Molecule: messenger RNA, 2367 nt
Organism: Clupea harengus (Atlantic herring)
Lineage: Eukaryota; Metazoa; Chordata; Actinopteri; Clupeiformes; Clupeidae
Product: uracil phosphoribosyltransferase homolog
Source: RefSeq, a predicted model, not a curated record
AUGUCAUUUUGUUAUAGAGCAAAACAUUGUGGUGUUGAUGCCAACCGCUGCUAAUAGUAAAAAGAAGGAUCCAAACCUGUCUGGUUUCACAGUAGCCGGAUGUGACGUUUGUUAUUACUGGAGGAAAGUUUGACAGUAGGUAAUGGCCGAUUGAGCACGUUGUCGACUGGUUGUUGACCCAAUUAACACUCGUUUGUUUUUUAUAGCUGAUAUUCGUAUCAGUGGAAUUACCCAGAUUAAUAUGCCUUGUCAACAGAUUAGCAGUAGUAAUUCCGAUCACGCCGCCAUGAAGCAGGUGAGGUUUGCUAACAAUGGUAACGUUAGCGUCAAUGUGAAUGACAUUUCAGUAGUCGCGCAUAAAGACAACGAGGUUGACACGAAACCUGACGGCACUGGCAGUGAAGAUAAUGCAGACCUACAGACACUGCUUGGACCGCAGUUGAAACUUCUACCCCUGAAUGACCAAAUUCGGGAACUGCAGACCAUCAUAAGAGACAAAUCAACCAGCCGAGGAGACUUCGUGUUUUGCGCUGAUCGUUUGAUUCGUCUUGUGGUUGAAGAAGGACUCAAUCAACUACCCUAUACAGAGUCCACAGUGACCACACCAACAGGGCACAAGUAUGAGGGAGUGAAAUUUGAGAGAGGCAACUGUGGGGUGAGCAUAAUGAGGAGUGGAGAGGCUAUGGAGCAGGGCCUGAGAGACUGCUGUAGAUCUAUUCGCAUUGGAAAGAUCCUCAUCCAGAGUGACGAAGAGACACAGAAGGCCAAAGUUUACUACGCCAAGUUCCCACCGGACAUCUACAGACGCAAAGUCCUGCUCAUGUACCCGAUCUUGAGCACUGGAAACACUGUCAUCGAAGCUGUCAGGGUCCUGAUUGAGCACGGUGUCCAGCCCAAACACAUCAUCCUCCUAAGCCUCUUCUCCACUCCUCAUGGCGCCAAAUCUAUCAUUCAGGAGUUUCCAGACAUCACCAUACUCACCACAGAGGUGCACCCGGUUGCCCCCACCCAUUUUGGACAGAAAUAUUUUGGCACAGACUAAUCCCCCUUCCACUCAAGAAGCGUGGAGGAACGUGUGUGUGUGUGUGUGUGUGUGUGUUUCAGUUGUCUCUCUUGGGGAAGUGUUGAUACGAGAACUUCGUCCUGUGUCACACAUCUCAAAUAUUAUGUCAGUGUACAGUUCCCACAGACAGGGCUUUUGCUGUAGUCCUAAACUUGCCAGAAUGGUAAAGAAUUGUGGUGAAUAGAUUUCUGGGUUAGCCAGAUUUGUGCCCAUUCUUUUACUCUCCGCAGUUGUCCACAUAACUCCGUAAUCCUGUUUCGUGGAAUACCCGACAGGACUAGGCUUAACUCUGUUUGUGAAACACCCCCCAUCUGUUUUCAAUUCACUAUGUACAAAAGCAAGAAAUGGACUUGUCUCUUCAAAGCCUGAUGAUAAGAAAAUACAGUUUUGGAGUGAGCUGUGGAUCAAGUAGACGUUGCUAUUUUAUUUAUUGAUUAUUAUCUGAAGGGACUGACAGUUUUGCUUUGUUGUCCAUUUGAAAUGUGCUUAGCCAUAUCUCUGUGUAACAGUCACCAUAAUGCAGAACAUGUGGCCUGCCUCAUAUUCCCUCCAGCCAAAGGGACAUUUUAAUGUGUAACAGACGUCCUUGUGAGUAUGUAUUACUUUGGUAUAGGUAAAUUAACUAGCCUGUCUUCUGUUUAUCCAAAAGGAUCCCGUUGUUGGAUUCUGUGGCACAUGUGUGUUUUGCAGCAGGCACAGCUACUCAGGUUUGUGUACGUAGAGGCGUUAGGAGUAUCAGUCGAGACUUAGAGACACAAGGACAAGUCAAGAAAGCCACCAGUCAUGUUUAAUGGGUUUCGUGUACAUUGACCACCAAUUGUGCCCAAAGAGCUAGUAGGUGACAAACAAGUCACAUUUUGAAGGGGCUGAUUUUUAUUUGUAAAAAAAUCUGUCAGAAAUGUUUAGGAAUGGGUUGUCUGAAAAUAGUGCUGAUGAAUCAGCAGCUACUGAUAUUGUCUGCAUGUUUGAGUUUCUUUUGUGAUGGGGGUGGGGGGGCUAGAGGUUGUGAGUAUUUGAAAAGUUUGUCUUUUUGAUAUAUUAGUUAGUUGUUAAAGUAAAACAGCUGAUGUUGAAUGAUCUUUUCCAAAUGAUGCCUGGUAUGCCACAGCAACAUCACAUGAAUCAAGGUCUGUGUGUGUGUCGGUGUGUGUGUCUGUGCGUGUGAAUACAGCACAAUAAUACAAACUGACUGGAAAUACAGCAGCAUAGAAACAGUUAUGUCUUUACCUCCGGCCCAGACAGAAUAUACAAAUGACAUGUUUAAAUGUUAAAAUACUGAAAAUAAAGGCUGACAAUUCAAGACA